This is a messenger RNA of Chlorella variabilis, 964 nucleotides long. RefSeq lists its product as hypothetical. Gene Ontology annotation, cellular component: intracellular membrane-bounded organelle. Lineage: Eukaryota; Viridiplantae; Chlorophyta; Trebouxiophyceae; Chlorellales; Chlorellaceae. The record is from RefSeq and is a predicted model, not a curated record. Gene Ontology annotation, molecular function: thiolester hydrolase activity; palmitoyl hydrolase activity. The transcript is spliced from 7 exons. The coding region runs from base 92 to 964 and encodes 290 amino acids.
GACCAGCAGAGCGCACACGCAGCUGCACCUGGGCCCCAGAACCAAGGAGGAAGCGACAACCAAGUACUUGCCAGUUGUGCUGUGGCACGGCAUGGGCGACUCGUGCUGCAGCGAGCACUCCAUGGGCGCUGUGGCAGACAGCAUCCGCCAGGCCCUGCCCGGCACCUAUGUGCACAGCAUCGCCACCGGCCAGGGCGAAUCCGCCGACGUGCUCUCUUCCUACUUUGGCAGCGUGAACGCCCAGGUGGCGGCUGUGUGCGAUGAGCUGCUGGGGAUGCAGGAGCUCAAGGACGGCUUUGUGGCGGUGGGGUUUUCGCAGGGCGGCCAGUUCCUGCGUGCGGUGGCGCAGCGAUGCCAGCACCUGGGUCCCAGCAUGCACAGCCUGGUGACGGUGGGGGCGCAGCACCAGGGCGUGAUGGCGGUGCCGGGGUGCCUGCAGGGCGGCGACGCCAACAGCACGCUGUACUGCCGCAUCAUGCAGGGCCUGAUUGGCAGGGGCGCCUACUCGUGGCUGGUGCAGGGCCAUGUGGUGCAGGCGCAGUACGUCAAGGACCCCUGGCACCUGGACCUCUACCUGCAGCGCUCCCUGUUCCUGGCUGACCUGAACAACGAGGUGGCAGCUGCCCGGAAGCGGCGGUACCACGACAACCUCGCCUCCCUGCACCGCCUCGUGCUCUUCCAGUUUGACGCAGACGAAAUGGUUGUGCCCAAGGAGUCAUCCCACUUUGGCUUCUUCAAUGGCAGCCACCUGGUGCCGCUGCGGGAGCAGCCGCUGUACGCCCAGGACUGGCUGGGGCUGCGGGCGCUGGACGAGGCGGGGAGGCUGGAGCUGCUGCACGCGCCGGGCGCCCACAUGCGCUUCUCCCUGGCCUGGUUCCAGCAGGCGGUGGUGGUGCCGUACCUGGCAGUGCCAGCACCGGCAGCAGCGGCGGGGGCGGCAGCGGGUGCCGCCAGCAGGCGCUAG